Lepisosteus oculatus (spotted gar) is the source of this 2003-nucleotide messenger RNA. It is a transcript of the gene cct6a, whose product is annotated as chaperonin containing TCP1, subunit 6A (zeta 1). Gene Ontology annotation, biological process: protein folding. NCBI's taxonomy places the organism in Eukaryota, Metazoa, Chordata, Actinopteri, Semionotiformes, Lepisosteidae. Gene Ontology annotation, cellular component: chaperonin-containing T-complex. Gene Ontology annotation, molecular function: ATP-dependent protein folding chaperone; ATP binding; ATP hydrolysis activity. The record is from RefSeq and is a predicted model, not a curated record.
AGGCAGCAAGAGAGUUCUAGAAACCGGCAGCGGCCUAUUUGUGCCGUGCUUCGUAGCUGGUAGCAGAUCCGUCCCUGCUUUGCUGCGGUUGUGUCUAGAGCCGGCUGUAUUUUGUCACCAUGACCGCUGUCAAAGCCCUGAACCCGAAGGCAGAGGUAGCCCGUGCCCAGGCAGCUCUCGCUGUAAACAUCAGCGCUGCCCGCGGACUCCAGGAUGUGCUGAAGAGUAACCUGGGACCCAAAGGCACAAUGAAAAUGCUUGUGUCUGGUGCCGGCGAUAUAAAGCUGACCAAAGAUGGUAAUGUUCUGUUGCAUGAAAUGCAAAUUCAGCACCCAACAGCCUCUUUGAUUGCCAAGGUUGCUACGGCUCAGGAUGACAUCACAGGAGAUGGUACAACUUCCAAUGUGCUCAUAAUUGGAGAGCUUCUGAAGCAAGCCGAUCUGUAUGUGUCAGAGGGCCUGCAUCCUCGGAUCAUAGCUGAGGGAUUUGAAGUAGCAAAAGAAAAGGCUCUUGAGGUUUUGGAACAAGUGAAAGUAACCAGGGAUAUGGAUAGAGAGACUCUCAUCAGUGUUGCUAGGACUUCUCUUAGAACCAAGGUCCACUCGGAGCUUGCAGACCUCUUGACAGAAGCUGUAGUAGAUGCAGUUCUUGCCAUCCGGAAACCAAAUGAGCCCAUUGACCUCUUCAUGGUUGAAAUUAUGGAGAUGAAACACAAAACAGAUAGCGAGACAACCCUGAUCAGAGGUUUGGUGUUGGAUCAUGGUGCUCGGCAUCCAGAUAUGAAGAAGAGAGUUGAAGAUGCUUUCAUUCUGACUUGCAACGUUUCCCUGGAAUAUGAAAAGACCGAAGUCAACUCUGGCUUUUUUUACAAGAGUGCAGAGGAGCGGGAAAAGCUGGUCAAAGCGGAGAGAAAGUUCAUCGAAGACCGAGUAAACAAAAUUAUUGACCUGAAGAACAAAGUUUGUGGUGACACUUCCAAAGGAUUUGUUGUGAUUAAUCAGAAGGGUAUUGAUCCAUUUUCUCUAGAUGCACUAGCAAAAGAAGGAAUCGUAGCUCUCCGCAGAGCUAAGAGGAGGAAUAUGGAGAGGCUUAGCCUUGCAUGUGGAGGUAUAGCCAUGAACUCUGUGGAUGACCUAACACCAGAAUGCCUGGGAUAUGCUGGUCUUAUGUAUGAGCACACACUUGGUGAAGAGAAGUUCACAUUCAUCGAAAACUGUAGUAACCCACGCUCAGUGACCCUUCUGAUCAAGGGGCCAAACAAGCACACUUUAACACAGAUCAAAGAUGCCGUAAGAGAUGGACUUCGGGCAGUCAAGAAUGCUAUUGAAGAUGGCUGUGUGGUGGCAGGAGCUGGUGCUUUAGAAGUAGCAGUGGCUGAUGGCCUUGUGAAACACAAACCUAAUGUGAAAGGCAGGGCCCAGCUGGGAGUGCAGGCCUUUGCGGACGCUCUGCUUAUUAUUCCCAAGGUGCUUGCACAGAACUCUGGUUACGAUCCACAGGAAACCUUAGUGAAGCUGCAGACUGAGUAUAAAGAGUCUGGACAGCUCAUUGGUGUGGACCUGAACACAGGUGAACCCAUGGUUGCAAGUGAGGCAGGUGUGUGGGAUAACUACAGUGUCAAGAAACAGCUUCUUCAUUCAUGCACAGUAAUUGCAAGCAACAUACUUCUGGUGGAUGAAAUCAUGAGAGCUGGAAUGUCUUCCCUUAAAGGCUAAUCCCAGGAAGAGAAGCAGUAACCGAGGCCUGAUCCUCGGUGGAUAGCUCACUCACAGCACUUCUGAGAUCGUCGGCAUGACGCCACCAGUCUCAACUGAUUAACAAAGAGCUGUAAUGACGCACAAGGCGUACUGUCUGAGAAACCAUUCACCCCAAUUGAAACAUUUCCUUCCAAAUUAAACCAGUUUAUUUAUUUGUUGUUGUUUUUUUUGUUAAUGGCACUGAACUGUACAGGACAGUUUUCCACUUUGUACCCAAUAAAAUUUUAGUUUGGCUCUCAAAACAAA